GGGGCUGGAUUUAGGGUUUUUUUUUAGGAGGAAGGGAAAUGGUUAAAGGGGGCUGAGCUGCACAGAGAACUCCGGAAUCUCCUGACCGAUGGAUUUGGGAAUUUUAGGGUCGGUUUUAGGGUUUUUAGGAGAAGGGGAAAGAGUUAAAAGUGGCUGAGGCGUAUGGGAUCUCCUGAGGAAUGGAUUUGGGAAUUUUGGGGUUGGAUUUAGGAUUUUUAGGAGGAAGGGAAAGAGUUAAAGGUGGCUGAGCUGCACAGAGAAAUCCAGAACCUCCUGAGGGAUGGAUUUGGGAUUUUUUGGGAUGGAUUUAGGGGUUUUUAGGAGGAAGGGAAAGAGUUAAAGGCGGCUGAGCUGGAGCAGAGAACUCUGGGAUCUCCUGAGGGAUGGAUUUGUGGGUUUGGGGUUGGAUUUAGGGUUUUUAGGAGGAGCGGAAAGAGUUCCUGGGGCUGAGGUGCCUGAGAUCUCCUGAGGAAUGGAUUUGGGUAAUUUAGGAUUGGAUUUAGGAUUUUUUUAGCAGGAAAGGAAAAAGUUAAAUGUGGUUGUGGUGUCUGGGGUUUCCUUAGAAGUUUUAGGAACUUUGGGGUUGGAUUUAGGGUUUUUUAGGAGGAGGAGAAAGAGUUAAAGGUUGAGGUGCAGCAGAGAACUCUGGGAGCUCCUGAGGGAAGGAUUUGGGAGUUUGGGGUUGGAUUUGGGGUUUUUUAGGAGGAGCAGAAAGAGUUCCAGGGGCUGAGGUGCCUGGGAUCUCCUGAAAAUAUUUUAGGAAUCUUGGGGUUGGAUUGAGGAUUUUUUUAGGAGGAAGGGAAAUGGUUAAAGGUGGGUGAGGUGCACAAAGAAGUCCAGAACCUCCUGAGGGAUGGAUUUGGAAUUUUUGGGGUUGGAUUUAGGGUUUUUUAGGAGGAAGGGAAAGAGUUAAAGGUGGCUGAGCGGCACAGAGAACUUUGGGAUCUCAUAAGGGAUGGAUUUGGGAAUUUUAGAGUCGCAUUUAGGAUUUUUCGGAAAAUGGAAAGAGUUAAAAGCGGCUGAGGUGACUGGGGUCUCCUUAAGAAGUUUUAGGAAUUUUGGAGUCGGAUUUCGGGUUUUUAGGAGGAGGGGAAAUGGUUAAAGGUGGCUGAGCUGCACAGAGAACUCCGGAACCUCCCGAGGAAUGGAUUUGGGAUUUUUGGGGUUGGAUUUAGGAUUUUUAGGAGGAAGGGAAGAGUUAAAAGUGGCUGAGGUGUUUGGGAUCUCCUCACAGAUGGAAUUCGAAAUUUUAGGGUUGGAUUUAGGAUUUUUAGGAGGACGGAAAACAAUUUCUGGUGCAGCAGAGAACUCCGGGACCCACUGAGAAAAGAAUUUAAGAAUCUUGGGGUUGGAUUUAGGAUUUUUAGGAGGAAGGGAAAGAGUUAAAUGUGGCUGAGGCGUCUGUGGUCUCCUUAAAAGGUUUUAGGGAUUUUGGGGUUGGAUUUAGGAUUUUUUUAGGAGGAAGGGAAAUGGUUAAAGGUGGCUGAGCUGUAGAAGAGAACUCUGGGAUCGCCUGAUGGAUUUGGGAAUACUGGGGUCGGUUUUAGGGUUUUUUAGGAGGAAGGGAAAGAGUUAAAAGUGACUGAGCUGCACAAAGAACUCCGGAAUUUCCCGACCGAUGAAAUUUGGGGAUUUUAGGGUCGGGUUUAGGGUUUUUAGGAGGAGGGGAAUGACUUAAAAGUGGCUGAGGCGUAUGGGAUCUCCUGACCGAUGGAUUUGGGAAUUUUGGGGAUGGAUUUAGGAUUUUUUUAGGAGGAAGGGAAAUGGUUAAAGGUGGCUGAGCUGCACAGAGAACUCCGGAAUCUCCUGACCGAUGAAAUUUGGGAUUUUUUGGGUCGGGUUUAGGGUUUUUAGGAGGAGGGGAAUGACUUAAAAUUGACUGAGGCGUAUGGGAUCUCCUGAGCGAUGGAUUUGGGAAUUUUGGGGUUGGAUUUAGGAUUUUUGGGAGGAAGGGAAAGAGUUAAAGGUGGCUGAGCUGCACAGAGAACUUCGGAAUCUCCCGACCUAUGAAAUUUGGGGAUUUUUGGGUCGGGUUUAGGGUUUUUAGGAGGAGGGGAAUGACUUAAAAGUGGCUGAGGCGUAUGGGAUCUCCUGACCGAUGGAUUUGGGAAUUUUGGGGUUGGAUUUAGGAUUUUUAGGAGGAAGGGAAAGAGUUAAAGGUGGAGCUGCAGCAGAGGACUCUGGGAGCUCCUGACCGAGGGAUUCGGGAAGUUUGGGGUUAUUUUUGGGUUUUUAGACGGAAGGGAAGCGCCGCUUGUGAAUGGCAGGAAAAAUCUCCGUUCCCAAGGAAUUCCUGGAAUUUCCAGCAAAUGGGAGCGAGCCUGGAAGGAGGAGGAAAAAAUCCCAAAGUUUUUUUGGGAGAAGCGCUGUGGGAACAGAGCGAGGCUGAAAAGCGAAACUACCCCAGAACCCCUCCUGACUUUUUUCUUUUUUCCCUUUCACUUCCCGAAAUUUCAACUUCCCGAAACGUCAACUUCCCCAAAAUCCGGGAUGACAAAAUCCGGGAUGACAAAAUCCGGGAUUAUUUAAAUUAAAAAAAGAAAAAAGAGAAAAGGGAGGAGGGGGGAAGAGGAGGAGCAGGAACUUUGGGGAACCAAGAUUUGGGAUUUUGUAAUCCCGGCUCCCGUGGGUGUUUGGGAUUUGAGGCUCUGCCUCCAAAUGUGGGAGGGAAAUAUGGGAGGGAAAAGUUCCAGCCUUGGGAACACCGAGAAUUCCCGGAUUUCUGCGCCUCCCGGAGUUUUUUCCAGCCGGGAAUUUUCCUGCGCUGCCUCAUUCCAGGCCAUGUCCACAGCUGGAAUUUCGGGAAUUUUGGGAUCAUUGCUCCAGCUGGAGGAAAACUUCUCCUCCUGCCUGGCCCGGAUUGACGCCCUCAUCCUCAAACCUCUGCUCCAGGCAGAGCCGCAGGAUCCAAAGGAAAAGGAGAACUUCCAGCUCUUGGUGCUCCUCAACGAUCGCUUCCAAACCCUCUGGAAUUUCACAGAGGAGAAUUCCCGGAUCCUGAGGGGGAAAUCCCAGGUGGAAAAUUCCGGUUGUAUCCAGGAUUUUUACAUCCUUUGGAAAGGAGAACUUUUCCUCAGCCUCUACAUCCAGUAUUUCGUCACUUUUGCCAACUUUGUUGUGGUCCAGGGCUUCGAGCAGGCUGCCAAGAGCAAGAGCGAGGCCUGGAAGCUGCACAAGGCGGUGCUGAAGGAAUUCCUGCGGGAUUUCACCUCGGAGAGUUCCCUGGGGCUGGCCCUGCACUUGGCGCUCCACAAACCCUUCCAGGAGCACAUCCAGAACUACCUGCGGCUCCUCCAGCAGCUCCAGGAGCAGCUCCAGGAGGGGUCGGAGCGGGAUGUGGUGGCCGCUGUGGCGCAGGAAUUUGGGAAGUUGGAAUCCUUCAUUGGCCAGGUCCUGGAUGAGGCCGGCGUCACCAAGGAGCUCUGGAAAUCCUUGGGCUACAAAUUCACCGAUGUGCUGUGUGUCCCCGAGAGGAGGCUCCUGGAGGACAGCAGGAAUAUUCCCAUCGCUUCCGGCACCGCCCGCUCCGAGCGGCUCCUGCUCUUCGACGAUGUCCUGGUGCUCAUCCAGGGAAACAGCUUCCAGAGUUUUGAUCUGAAGUUGGUGUGGGUGGAUGAAAACUGUGGAGAGAAAUCGGCUCCAGGAUUGUACAGCCUACGCAUCACAACCCCGGAAGAGAUGUUCGUCCUCUCCACCAAGGACCCUCAGAUGAAGGCCGUGUGGCGGUGGAAGCUGGCGCAGGCCGUGCGGCAGGCGCUGAACGGGAAGCGCGAUUUCCCCCUCUGGGGCCGCAGCGGGGAGGACAGCCAGGCCCCGUCCCGCCGCUUCUUCACCUACGUCUUCCGCAUGGAGGGACGGCUCCGCGGGGCCACCUACGAGGGCGAGUGGCUCUGGGGGAAGCCCCAUGGCAAGGGGACGCUGAAGUGGCGUGAUGGACGCAACCACGUCGGGGAUUUCCAGGAGGGCCUGGAGCACGGGUUCGGGAUCUGCCUGGUCCCGCGGCGCUCCGAGGACCGCUACGACUGCUACAAGUGCCACUGGUACCAGGGCAAGAUGAGGGGCUAUGGAAUCUGUGAGUAUGGGAAUGACCUGGUCUACAAGGGCUACUUCAAGGACAACGUGCGCCAAGGGUUUGGGAUCCUGGAGAACUUUUCCGCUGAGCAUCCCUUCAAAUACACGGGACAGUGGGAAAAUGACAGAAAGAACGGAUACGGAGUCUGGGAAGACAAGGAGAGAGGGGAGAGGUACAUCGGGAUGUGGUUGGAUGACCACAGACACGGAGAAGGCAUCGUGGUGACCCAAUCAGGGCUCUGCUACCAGAGGACAUUCCAUGCGGACAAAAUGGUGGGUUCGGGAAUUCUGCUCCUGGAAGAUGACUCCGUCUACGAAGGGAACUUCACGGAAGAUCUGACAUUUGUUGGAAAGGGGAAGCUGUCGCUGGCCAACGGCUUCGUGCUGGAGGGGACGUUCAGCGCCCGCGGCGGCCGCGGCCUCGGCACCCGCGGAGUGCUCAGCACGGCCCCCGAGCCCCCGCGGCCACCGGCCUCCGUCCAGCUGGGCCUCAAGGAAUUCCCAGUGGAGAAGAGAUGGACGGGAAUCUUCGAGCAAUUCCUGGAAUUCCUCCAUUCCGGCUGCAAGGAGGAAAUGGAGGAAUCUUUCACGGGAUUCCACAUCCAAACCAGCAAGGAGCUGAGGAAAUCCCAGGAAUAUCUGUUCUGCCAGAGAGGCGCUGAGGAGGUUUCAUGGAAAAUUGAGGAGAUCCUGGAAGAGCUCGUCCAGCACCAGGAGCCGAAGGCGCUCCAGAGUUAUUUGGAGAAGGCGUUGGAAUCUUCCCUGCAUCCCUUGGGAAAGCUGCUCAGGGCUCUGACCGUGGCGUUCCAGGCAACGUAUUCCGGGAUCGGAGCCAACCGGCACCUGCUGGCCAUGGCGCAGGAGGAGGUCAAGUUUUACUCCAAGAAAAUUUGGGAAUUCUACCAGGGUUUGCUCCGGCUGGCCCUGGAGCGGAAGGGCCGCGCGCCCUCGGAGGAUGCGGAUCCCAGUCUCGGGAAGGGCUCCAGCCUGGUGCUGCCGCUGAUCCUGCCUGGAUUCUAUCCCGAGCUUUCCAUGCUCUACAUGCUCCAGCACCAGCGGGAGGACGAGCUCUACUGCCAGGGAAUCGUGGAGCUCAGCCUCUUCCCAGAUAUCCAGCUCCUGGAAUUCCUGGAUGUGCAGAAGCACCUGUGGCCUCUCAAAGAUCUCACCCUGACCUCCAACCAGAGGCGCUCCCUGAUCAAGGAUAAAUGUUUCCUGUCUGCCACCGAGUGUCUGCAGAAGCUCAUCACCACGGUGGAUCCCAGGGAGAAGCUGGAGAUCCUGAGGAAGACCUACGAGGAGCUGGAGCGGACGGUGUCGCGGCUGCUGGACGCCGACUAUCGGCUCCCCAUGGAUGAUCUCCUGCCGCUCCUCAUGUUCGUUGUGUCCCGAGCCAAGUCAGUGGAAUUCUUUCCCCCUCUGGAAUAUUUCCAGAUGGAAGAAUUCUCCAAAUUUUGGGAUUUGGGGUUGGAUGUGUUGGUUUUUUAUCCCCCCCCCAGAGGUGCGCGGUUGGGUUUUUGGGAUAUAAAGUGCCGGCGGAAUUCUGGAGUGUCCGUGUUAUAUCCCAGACAAUAUUUCAUGGAAAAUCAGAUUCCUUUUAUCUCGGAAUUCCAGAAUGUCUGUGUCUUAUCCCAGAGAAAUUCCAGGGUUUUAAUGGAAAAAGUGAUUCCUUUUAUCCCAGAAUUCCUGAGUGUCUGUGUCUUAUCCCAGAUGAUAUUUCAUUGAAAAUCCAAGAAUGCCAGACCGUCUGUGUCUUAUCCCAGACGAUAUUCCAGGUUUUUCAUGGAAAAUGAGAUUCAUUUUAUCCCAGAAUUUCAGAGUCUCCAUCUUUUAUCCUAGAGAAAAUUGGGAUAAUGGGAAGUCUCUGCCCAUGGAUCAUCUUGAAGGACCUUUCCAACCCCAAACACUCUGGGAUUUUGGAAUUCUGGGAUUUUUACAGGAAUUUUCCAUCCUCAGCAGGAACUGGGAUUCCUCUGGGAGAUGAAGAAUCCAAAAUUCCACCCAGCAAUUGGAAUUUCCUAUGGAUGGAUCUGGAAUUUUCUUGGGAUGGAACAGCCCAAGUUGUGCCCAGAGAUUUUUUCCA
This is a messenger RNA of Taeniopygia guttata (zebra finch), 6154 nucleotides long. NCBI's taxonomy places the organism in Eukaryota, Metazoa, Chordata, Aves, Passeriformes, Estrildidae. The record is from RefSeq and is a predicted model, not a curated record.